AUGUCUCAGUCAAAGAAAAUCCAAGGAAAGAUCUUCAGAGGCGAGAAUGACAACGCAAACGAUCUCGCCUCUUCUCGCUCGUCGUCAGAUCCUGCUCUUACCAUUAGCAUCCCAAAGCCUUCCUCUGCGCCUCCCCAGCUUGCCCUGCCUCCCAAACUAUCUAAGGCUGAUUCUAAAGGCGAGUCCUCGUCUCCGAAGCAAAACAAUCGCGACGAGGUUCUACCGUCUUUCCGCACUAGGCUUGCAGAGCAGCUUGGUUCCGAAUAUCAUGGUACAGAACGGUAUCGCCUCAAUCAGGAUGCUCGCAAGGAGGCACACUGGAAGCGGUGGGGUCCGUACGUCAGUGACAGGCAGUGGGCGACUGUCCGAGAAGAUUACUCUGCUAAUGGAGACGCCUGGAGUCACUUUCCUCACGAACACGCGCGAUCGCGCGCUUAUAGAUGGGGCGAGGAUGGAAUCGCUGGUAUCUCAGAUAAUCACCAGCGCCUCAACCUGUCUCUCUCGCUGUGGAAUGGCCAGGAUCGCAUUCUUAAGGAGCGCCUAUUUGGGGUCACUGGCCACCAGGGAAACCAUGGCGAAGAUGUCAAAGAGCUGUAUUACUAUCUUGACUCGACUCCAACCCAUUCUUAUAUGAAGUUCUUAUACAAAUAUCCUCAAAAAGCAUAUCCUUACGAGGAACUAGUGGAGGAAAACAUGCAUCGGGAUCGGAAUGUCUCCGAGUUUGAAAUUUUAGACACAGACGUAUAUGAUGACGAUCGAUAUUGGGAUGUGUUCCUUGAGUAUGCUAAGGACGAACAAGAUCCCGAUAGCAUCUAUGUUCGUAUAACCUCAUACAAUCGUGGUCCCGACCCGGCCACACUACACAUCAUCCCACAAUUUUGGUUUACCAACUACUGGUCUUGGCCGAAUGAGAAGCCGAAAAUGCCAGUGAUGUCAGCUGCUGGCAAUAGCGUUGUUACCGCAGUGCAUCCGACUCUCGGCAAGUUCUACCUAUAUUGUCUUCCCUCGCCGCCGCCGGUCAACGCAAACGGAUCUCCCGUUCUUGACAACGAUGCACCGGAAGGUGAUGAUUCUGAUACUGUGGAACCAGAGUUGCUUUUCACAGAAAACAAUACCAAUUUUCAUCGGCUGUACGGUGGGCAGAACGAGACACCUUUCGUCAAGGAUGCCUUUCAUGAUCAUAUCAUCUCUGCCCAUCGUCCUCCUGCUUCGGAUGGUAACCAUCCCGGCUUCUUUGCUACCAAAAUCCAUACUGGAACCGCCUCUCGCGAGACGCAAUUCAGAGAGACCGUGGAUGCAGCAGAAGCAUCAAGUUCAGAAGAAGAAGAGGGCCCGCGUACCCCAUUCCCGCAGACGCCAUCAUUCGUGAACCCUGAACAACGAGGUACAAAAUCUGCGGCACACUACGUCUUUGAGAAUGUUCCCGCACGUGGUGGUUGUGCCGUCGUGAGGCUCAAAUUAACGAAGCGUAAGCCAGGCCAGGAUCCAAGUAUUGAAGACGAAGGGGUAUUUGACGAUGCGAUUGAGGAGCGUAGGCAGGAAGCAGAUGAAUUUUACAACCAAUUGGUUAUGGGCCCCAUGACGGACGAUUUGAAGCAGAUCAUGAGGCAAGCUCUAGGUGGCAUGCUUUGGACGAAGCAAUUCUAUCAGUUUAUCCAGCAUGACUGGAUGCAAGGAGAUCCCGCGCAGCCACCACCACCUCCUGAACGUAAGUUCGUUAGGAACAAGGAAUGGAAGCAUAUGUACAUCGCGGACAUCUUGUCUAUGCCCGACAAAUGGGAAUAUCCGUUUUUCGCGGCUUGGGAUACAGCAUUUCAUUGUAUACCGCUCGCCAUUGUUGACCCCGCGUUCGCCAAAAAACAGCUCGAUCUACUCACGCGCGAGUGGUACAUGAAGCCCGAUGGUCAGAUCCCAGCGUAUGAAUGGAAUUUCAGUGAUGUGAAUCCGCCUGUUCAUGCCUGGGCCACUUUCCGCGUCUUCAAGAUCGAGAGAAAAUUGUACGGGAAGGAGGACAUCCAAUUCCUCGAGCGUGUUUUCCAAAAAUUGUUGCUAAAUUUCACAUGGUGGGUAAAUCGUAAAGACCAAGGUGGCAACAACGUCUUUGAAGGCGGCUUCCUCGGUUUAGACAACAUUGGUAUUUUCAAUCGUUCGGAACCGUUACCUACCGGUGGUGUGUUACGCCAAGCAGAUGGCACUGCUUGGAUGGCCUUUUACUGCCUUAACAUGAUGAAUAUUGCCUUGGAGUUAGCAAAGCACAACUCAGUCUAUGAAGACAUCGCUUCCAAGUUUUUCGAGCAUUUCAUUUUCAUUGCUGAUGCGAUGACGUAUCGCCAGGGCGACAAUGAAUUCAAUCUCUGGAGCGAAGAAGAUGGCCUUUACUAUGACGUAAUUCAAUUCGACUCAGGCUCAUCCAUGCAAUUGCCAGUCCGCAGUCUUGUCGGUCUUAUACCUCUUUAUGCCACCCUCGUCUUAGAACCAGCAACCAUUAACCGCUUCCCGGGUUUCAAGAAGCGUCUAGAGUGGUUUAUUGACAAUAGGCCUGAGCUCUCGGCAAGAAAUAUGGCUAAUAUAAAAGUGAAGGGACGUGGAGAGCGGAGGCUCUUGGCGCUUGCGAGUAAAGAUCGCUUAAUCCGUAUCUUGGAGAAAAUGCUUGACGAGGACGAGUUCUUCAGCGAACAUGGCAUUCGUUCACUGUCCAAAAAGCACAAAGAUCAACCUUGGGGAAUGGACGUUCAUGGCGAACACUAUGAAGUGAAUUAUUGGCCUGGGGAUUCAAAGUCUGGCAUGUUCGGGGGAAAUUCAAAUUGGAGGGGUCCAAUCUGGUUGGCGGUUAAUUUUUUACUGAUAGAAAGCCUCCAGAGAUUUUAUCAAUACUAUGGCGAUGAGCUACAAAUCGAAUGCCCGACUGGCAGCGGCGAAUAUAUGAACUUGGUGGAAGUUGCCGAGGAGAUUCAACAUAGAAUCAUCCAUAUUUUCGGGCGUGAUGUCGAAGGCAGACGUGCAGCCAAUGGUGGUAACCCUAAACUCGACCAUGACUCUCACUUCAGAGAUUAUGUCUGGUUUCAUGAGUACUUCCAUGCGGAUGACGGCCGUGGUUUGGGUGCUUCUCAUCAGACUGGGUGGUCCGGUCUCGUUGCUUACCAUAUCCUGCAAAGUGGGGCGACCUGCCGACUUCCUAGGACACCGAAAACUCCCCGUAGCCUUGCACACCAUUACUUUGAUGAACACAUUGACACACAGUCUGAAUAUGGCGAUGAAACGCACUCUCUUCAUAGUGCUUACAGCGCUGCCGACUUGAACACUCUUGGUGAUCUUUCUCCUGACGCUCUAUAG
Messenger RNA from Fibroporia radiculosa, 3333 nucleotides. RefSeq lists its product as uncharacterized. The record is from RefSeq and is a predicted model, not a curated record. The coding region runs from base 1 to 3333 and encodes 1110 amino acids. Gene Ontology annotation, molecular function: Glc3Man9GlcNAc2 oligosaccharide glucosidase activity. Gene Ontology annotation, cellular component: endoplasmic reticulum membrane. The transcript is spliced from 17 exons. NCBI's taxonomy places the organism in Eukaryota, Fungi, Basidiomycota, Agaricomycetes, Polyporales, Fibroporiaceae. Gene Ontology annotation, biological process: protein N-linked glycosylation; oligosaccharide metabolic process.